Hymenoscyphus albidus is the source of this 626-nucleotide messenger RNA. The record is from the annotation of a GenBank genome assembly. Lineage: Eukaryota; Fungi; Ascomycota; Leotiomycetes; Helotiales; Helotiaceae.
AUGCCGUCGCCAUCACAGGUUGAUGCUGCCAUCCUUGAGGCGUUGGAUCUUGAACCUGAGACGUCGAGGAUGGUCUCACAUGGGGGAUCGGGGUUCUCAGGGACUUCCAAGGUGUUGGGUUUUGUGAGGGGUGGUGGUGGUGGGGAUGAGAGGGGAGAGGGAGAGGAAAAGGAAUUUUUUGUUAAGAUUGGGAAGGGGGAGGGGAGUUGGGAGGUGAUGUUUGCUGGUAAGUUACCUAGUGGAUAGGAUUUUUUGAAGGUGAUUGGUUGGCUGUGAUUUGGAUGUGGGGUUGGAUUUGAGGUUUGAGAUGAGAUAAGAUGAGAUUCUUGGGGUGGGUGGGUUUUGAUUCUUUGAAGGUGGUCGUGGGAAUGGAAUCGUCUUUAUAUAUUUUGAUAACACUUGUCUCCGCCGCUCUCAAACAUACAUGAGCUAAUCCACAUCCUCGUCUAGGCGAACACCAAUCCCUCAACGCCAUCCAUACCGCCGUCCCCUCAUUAUGUCCCAAGUCCUACGGCCACGGUACCCUCAAAUCCGGAGGUCACUUCCUCGCAACAGAUUUCCUCGACCUCUCCCGAUCCACCUCAUCCACCUCAAAUGCCCAAAGUACCAACCUCUCCCUCGCCUAA